Anastrepha obliqua is the source of this 5120-nucleotide messenger RNA. RefSeq lists its product as uncharacterized. The record is from RefSeq and is a predicted model, not a curated record. The coding region runs from base 276 to 3182 and encodes 968 amino acids. The transcript has 9 exons. NCBI's taxonomy places the organism in Eukaryota, Metazoa, Arthropoda, Insecta, Diptera, Tephritidae.
GUUCGGGCAACGGUACGGAAAAUUGUGCUAGCUUAACCGUUGGCAUCUGGAUACUAUUGGCAGUUAAUUGUAGUGUAAUUUACUAGUCGGUUGUUUGCUUUUGUGUUACAAAAACAAAAGAAAAAACAAAACAAAUAUUAGAAAUAGAUUUUGUUUUGGAGACUUUAGUGAGCGAGUACAAGCGAGUACAAGUUAAAAUCAGGUAAAGAAACAAGUAAAUAAAAUACACUGAAAAACUGUUACCAGCUAAAAGUUUGAAUGCCUGCAAAACUGAGAUGUUAAAAUUUCAUUACCAUAGUAAAAGGAAAUUUAAAGUGUCCAUACAAAAGAAAUAUUUAUCAAAAAUGGGCGGUUCUCCUGCUUUGUGGUGUCUGCUACUAGCGCUGUGUGCCGCAACACAGUUCAAUGCCGCGCAAGCUCAAUCGAAUUAUGUGCAGCAAGGCGAUAGCGGGAACUACACAACAAAUGGCUUGCCCGAGGAGGCGACACUGGAUGGAAAGGUCACGAAAUUAGAUGAUAUUAGCCCACUGAUAUUUUUAAAUCGCACAAAAGCAGCGUUGAAUUGCGCAGCUGGCUCCAUGCAAGUCGACAUGAAAUUCAAUGAACCUUUUCACGGCAUUAUUCAAGCCGAUUACGAUCGCAGCAGCGCUUGUCGCGUUAAUGGCAAGGGCGCGCUCAGUUAUAGAUUGGAGCUACCACUCAAAGGAUGUGGCACUAUACAGAAUCCUACACGCGUUUUUACCAACAAUAUAAUCGUGCGCUUCCAUGCCAAUCUGGAAAUGGAUGGCGAUGAGAUAAUUACCAUUGUCUGUCGCUAUCCGCCACCCAUACCAUCACUGCCACCAGCGUUGCCAGCGCCUAUCUUGAAUCCCAUCGCAACGGGUUCCGUGAUACAGCCACCCCUCAAGGGCAUACAGCUACUUCUAAUCAUUUGCGCCAUCAUGUUCUUGACACUGCUAUUACUUGGUUUGGCUGUUUCAUACUAUUGUCUGCGCAGUCGCCCAAUACCGGUAGUCCGCCGUCUUCCAAUGUCCAUGGGAAGUGGUUCGGAAAUCACCAAGCUUAGUGGCAGUAGCAUGGGUAAUAUUAGUGCCUUUGAAGGCGUUAAAAUCCCACGCGCUAUUGUACCUUUGGCGGCUGUGCAUAGCUCAUCGGGUAGCGAGGGUGCGCUCAUACCUUCCGACUACCCCAGCGAAUCACAUUCCGAAAUCGAAGAAAUCGAUACGAGAUCACUGCCCUUCAGCUCAGCAGGUAGCUUUGAAAAUCGUGCAUUUGUUCAAGAGACUUCAAGCAUUUAUAGCGAUCAUUAUGGACAUACUCAGGAAGUGCCGGCUGCCAAUGCGGUGGCCACUUCGGUGCCUCGUCAUCCUAUUGCCGUCAAGGAAUCAUCGUCGCCCAAGUUCGACGUGCAAGUGCGCGUUAAGAAGUCUCCGCCACCACCACCUUCGCCUGUUACCUCGGACACUGAGAGUAUUGCCACACUGCGCCCAGAUCGCAAUAAUCUUUCGACCAUUAUGGAGACUCAUGAAGACCGUGAAAGUAUUAUGACAAUGGACUCACUGCCACCUCAAGAGGAGACUGUACAUACUCAGUUCACAUAUGUUCCUGAAUUGCAUCCGGCACCCAAGCACACUGUGGAAGUGACUCCACCACCACCACCAGAGCCUGUGUUCUCUGUAUAUGCACGCACACACCAUGAGAUGGUCGACGGACGGCCCGAAACUUGGUCAGACUUUACUGAUGCACCCACUGUUAGUGAGGUCACGGAUAUGACUUCUGAGGCACCCGAUAUGCACUCAGUUGGCGAGAUGGUUGACAGCACACACUUCUUCGAGGCAGAGUACCUUCCACCUGAACCACCAAUUGUGGUGAAGAAACCACAGGUCACAUCGCAUACUGUAGAUGAUGUAUAUUUGCGCACCAUUACCGAAAAGAAGACAAUUGAAGAUAUUGAGAGUCAUAAGCGUCGUGUUACCGAAUAUAAGGCGAAACCAAAACCAUUGCCACCACCAAUACCGGACCCUACUUGGGAUGUUAAGAUACGCAAUUAUCCAACUGAGCGUGAACAGCAACGAUGGGAGAAUUUCUCCGAUAUUUCCAGUGCAUCCGGUAUGACACUUACGCCCAAGAUGGAGCGUUCUGAGCUAAGCUUGCCAAUUGUGCCUAAAGAGCCGCCACAACAAAUCUAUGAUAACAAAGAGAAGCUGACCAGUCCGCAGCUAGUGGGCAACAUGAAACCUAUUGAAAUGCCCCCAGAAGAUAAGGCAGUGCCAAAUUGGGAUGUGCUGAUACGUAUUUUGGAAGAACCCGAAUUUUCGGAAGCUGACGAUGCCAGCUCGGUGCACUCCAGCGUGCAUCCACUCACGCGCUACAUCAGCUAUGACGAUAAGGCCAAAUGGAAGGAAAUUAUCACUACAGAGUCAUCGUUGCGCACAAUGCUCACAGAGGCCGUGGUGCGGGAAGAUUUUGAACGCAUACGUCAAGAUACCCGCUAUGAGCGUAUCUUUGAGCCGCAGACAUGGGAUGUUAUCAUUCGUAUAUUGGCGCCACCUGCCGAUGAGGAUACGGAUGUGGAAAUGCGCGCACCUAAGCGUACGAAGAAAACACAACCGUGGGAUACUCGUUCGCGCCGUAGCUCCUUGCCAACUUUGUAUGAAUACGAUAGUGAUGGUGGUUCCUCUGUACGCACCAUACGCCAAGACCCAAGCAUGCCAUUGCGUGACAAUAGUUUCAAUAUGCAACGUUCACGUCGCUCAUCGCGCACAUCGUAUCACACUGAUCAGAAUGAUUUCCGUUCAAUGUCGGAGGUUACAGUCGACUUUGGACGACCCGAUCACUUAGACAACGUGUCGGAUGCAAGCUCUUUCUAUCCAAUGCAAUACUAUGAUGACGAGGAUCGACGCUCCUUCCAUCGGUCGGUUAGUCAUCCGUCGUUAGCGCGUUCAGCAAGUGAGUUUACUGAGCAUUGGGCAGCACCAGAUGAACUUUCAUCGCCAGAAGCUACACCCAAAUCGCGUCGUUCGCAACGUUUGGCAACAUUCCAGCCGCGUAUACCGGCUCCACCACCACCGCCGCGCUCUGGCCAGAUUGUGGCGCAAACACAAAGCCAAUAUGUAGAGACACGUCGCAGCACAACAUUCCACACGGAGAACGAAGCAGCAGCGCGUUCACGUGACUGGUAAACGUGACAAUACAUUUAGCCACGCAGAUGCGUUAACGCGUAAGCGUGCCCAGGUCAGGCUGUAUGAGUUUACAGCCAAAGGGAGAGAAAGAGCAGCAGGGCGGAAAAAGAUUACUAACAAAUACUGCUUCCCGCAAAAGUCAUUGCCAAUCCACAACAAUGUGUGAACAUAUGCAUGUACAUAACUGUACAUAUAUGUGCGCCUUGUUAGUGUUAUACAACUACAAUAAAUAUACGUAUGUCUAAGUGGACUUUGUACAUACAUACACACUACAUACAUACAUAAGCAAGUAUUGCAGCCCCCGGGCUACAUAUUUACAUAUAUAUAUGCAUACAUUUAUGUACAUAUGUAUUUAUAUACUGUAAGUACAUACAAGUUUACAUAACACAAGUGCCAAUUUAAAUAAUCCUGCAUUCGCUGCGUACUUAAAUAGAAACAUACCUAUUAAUAAUAAUGACACAUAAGGGCGCAUACGUACUCGUAUACUCAUAAUAUUAACGAAAUUGUAUAAAAAAUAGUUAUAAUGUGGAAAAAUUGAAUUUUCUCCAUAGAAUAUAAAAUUUAAAUUGUGAAAAUAUUUUCCUUAGUUAAGUCAAAUAACACUAAAUGUAGUACUUAAGUAAAUUUUAUGCAUAACAACAACUAAAAAAAUCGCUACUAAAUGUGUAAGUCCAAUUUUGUAUAUGUACACAUAUAUGUACGUUUAUGUGUACAUAAAUUCUAAAUACGUAGCAUGAAAAUCGCCAUGAAUUUGUGUACCUUCCACAAUUUUUGAGCACAUUUUACCAAGAUUCUAUGCAAAGCUGCUUCUACACGCGUUAUUGACUCUAAUGGCUGACUCAUAACAAAUUACUUCUACAAUGACCGCACAUCGUCAACGACCCAUAAGAAUCCACUUAACAUAAAAUUGCCACACCAGAUGCGAGUCAACACGCCCCACAAAAGGGCCAUCAAAAUGCUAUGCUGUGUGCAAAUUAGCUACAUAUAAAACUUUUCAUUUAACAUGUACAAUUACCAGUCGAGUCAAAUGCGACAAACCACAAACUGUAUGCAAAUAGGCGGUCACGACUCCACCCACAUACACACGACACGUUGACCCAGACGACGGGCAUCUAAAAUUAGCUACCACGCAUGAAUUCAAAAACAAACACUUUGGUGUGUGAGUGAAUCACCACACCCACUCGCACUGCUGAAUUUAACAGAAGUGUUAGAACGCUGGGCUAGUCAAAAUUGCUACUAUUUUAUAUACAGCUCACUAUAGCACCAACAAAUUAAAGAGCAUACGAGAAUCAUAAAGACCUUUUUCAAUUUCGGAGCCGCAGGCAAAUUAUUUCCACAUCACAAAAUAUUCAAAAAUAUGAAAGUCUAGAUAAGUAAACGACAAAAGUGUUUCGUAAUUAAAAAGGGUUGGGAAGAAGUGUAGGAUGGAAUGGGGGCUGACAGGCUUACCGGUAGCUGGUACCAAGUUGAUUUCGCCCACCAACGAGGGUAGGUCAACCGGUCGAAUGUACAAGUAAGUACAGAAAUACAAACUAACAUUUAUUUCUAUGAAAUUAUGUGUGUUUGUAUGUGGAAUCACUACAGUAAAUCCACUGUGCCUCAUUCUGGCGAAUUCAUAUACGUGACUGGUACGCAUCACGCGUUUAUUUCAAUCGAUCAGUAAAAUAUCAGUAAAUCUAGAAAUGUGCUAGAAUGUGUUAAUGGUUUACCUCCAAGGCAACUUUUUUUUAUCAUUUGGGACUAACGCAAGGUAUCUCAGAUACAUACGUUUAACUGGUCCACGUACUUAUAGUAUAUCGAAAUAUGACUAAUUUCGAAUUCAUUGGUACAUCAGAAUGUGCCAGCUGGUAUUAAAAAAAUGUAUUCCAUGCAUUAAAUUGAAUUUCGUUAUAGUAAAAAGCCGAAUCAUUAACCAUCACCCACCAAACGAGCAGUAGU